AUGGAGGGCGAGGCGAAGGACCCGAAGCGGGCGUCGCAGCAUGGCGUCAGGGUCGGCAGGGACAAGUUCCGAGAGUUCUGCGUCAGCGUGGACUACGAGGAAGACGUCGACAAGCUCUUCGCCUGCCUCGACCUCGAGGGCGGCGGGGCGGUCGACACGAAGGUCCUGCGCUCCCUCUGCGAGUCCACGUCCGAGGAGAAGGCCCUGCCGCGGCUGCUCGCGAAGCACGCAGAGAGCCGACGGCGCCACCGCCACAAGAGGGCGCAGGGGACGCGGCUGCCGUCGGCGGCCGACGUGGCGGCCGGGCAGGACGAGCUGAGGCGCUCCGCCCGCAGGAAGCGGGCGGCGGCUGGCAGGGGCAAGUCCGUCAAGGAGGAGUUCCUCUCGUGGCUGCGCGAGCAGUUCGGCAGCGUCGCCAAGGCGUGGCGCCUCGGGCUCGACCCGGAGGACUUCGGCGACCUCGACGAGAAGGAGUUCGUGGAGGCCCUGUCGCAGGUCGGCUUCCUGCCCCCCGAGCGGCAGUGCUCCGACGAGGACUUCGAGAGAGGGACGGACCUCUUCCAGGCCCUGGCCCACGAGGAGAAGGGCGCCAAGGGCGAGGGCGCCGAGCGGCUCGUCUCCCUGCGCGACCUGGACCCCGAGACCAAGACCGCGCUCGAGGAGCUCAAGGAGCACUGCCAGCUGCGGUACGGGGGGGUGGCCCAGGCCUUCGAGGCGGUCGAUCCGGACGGCACCGGCACGAUCCGCUCCGAGUUCUUCCGGCGCUGGUGCGUGGAGCUGAACUGCAGCAACCGCCUCCGGCGCCUGCUGGACUACCUGGACGCGCGGGACGUCGGGCACGUCAGCCUGGAGGACAUCGACGAGGGCGCGGCGGAGAAGUGCCGGGAGGCUGCAGAGAGGCGCCAGGAGCUCGAGGAUGCCAGGCGGGAGCAGGACGAGGAGAAGGGCCGGAGCCCGUUCCCGGCGCCGCCGCCGGUGGGCGUCCGGGUGGGCGUGGAGGCCUGCGCCGAGAGGCGGGCGGCGGAGGCGAGGAGCAGGGCGGCGAACGCCCUGAAGGCGAAGCUGUCCCGCAAGUAUGGGACUCUGGUCAGCGCAUGGCGCAAGUCCUUGAACACGGCGGGCGAGAGGUUUGUCGACGUCCACCAUUUCGUCAGGGCGUGCGAGAAGGAGGGCAUCGCCAGAGAGGACGCGACAAAAGCUUGGGAGGGCAUGGGCCCAAACGACACCGAGAUAACGUUCCUGCAGUUCGAUCCCAGCAUGGCGACAGCUCUGAACGGCUUCAAGAAAUCCUUGGCUUCCAGGUACGGCUCCGUGAGGGCAGGCCUGGAGAUCGCGGACAAGAACCAAGACUUCCUGGUCAGCAAGAGGGAGUUCCUCGCGCUCUGCUACGAGUGCCAGUGGAAGGGCAACGAGCACCACCUCUUCGAGUACCUGGACACCGCGGGCUCGGGCCAGGCGAACCUGUACCUCAUCGACAAGCGCACGGGCCUCGAGAUGAAGCGGCAGCGGGAGGCCGAGGA
Molecule: messenger RNA, 1520 nt
Organism: Prorocentrum cordatum
Lineage: Eukaryota; Dinophyceae; Prorocentrales; Prorocentraceae
Source: the annotation of a GenBank genome assembly